CACUAACACUUGCUCAUAUUUUCUAUCUAACACUCUUAACUAUGGCAAAACAUAUCUACAAACAAGUAUUCACAUCCUUCAUCUUCUUGUCUGUCUUACUUAACCAAUCCAAUGCCGUCUCAUCUUUCCGAAACCUAGCAAAACCAUGCAAGCGUUUCGUCGUCCACCUCCAUAACGUUGCUUACGACGGUAAUAACACGGCUAAUGCCACGUCAGCAACAGUCGUGAAGCCUGUAGGACUAGGAGACUUUAGUUUCGGGAAUUUUAUAAUAAUGGACAACCCUGUGACAAUGGACGAGAACUAUCUUUCGAAACCGGUGGCUCGUGCUCAAGGCUUCUUCUUCUACCACGGUAAGUGGAAAUUUGACAGUUGGCUCUCUUUUUCAGUAGUAUUCAAUUCAACAAAACACAAAGGGGCAUUGAACAUAAUGGGUGAAAAUCCGUUUAUGGAGCCGACCAGAGACUUACCGGUCGUUGGUGGGACUGGUGACUUCAUCAUGACUCGUGGGAUCGCUACGUUGACGACAGAUCUCAUUCAAGUCCCGAAGUAUUUCCGUAUCAAAAUGGAUAUUAAACUCUAUGAAUGUUACUAUUAGAGUUACUAGUAAUACAUAUUUCUUGUGCUUGAUGUUUCUGAGUUGAUAAUCUUGUUCCGAUGUGUGUUUGUUGGCAAUUUAUUGCUUUUCUCUGUUUAUGUACGUUGUUCCAAGUUCCAAUAAAUGUUGUAUUCAAAUCUGUUUGCAACGGGCUCUUUAAUAAAACAGUCUCUUGUUUUACCAA
Molecule: messenger RNA, 780 nt
Organism: Camelina sativa (false flax)
Lineage: Eukaryota; Viridiplantae; Streptophyta; Magnoliopsida; Brassicales; Brassicaceae
Source: RefSeq, a predicted model, not a curated record